This is a messenger RNA of Chanos chanos (milkfish), 2297 nucleotides long. It is a transcript of the gene apip, whose product is annotated as APAF1 interacting protein. The record is from RefSeq and is a predicted model, not a curated record. Lineage: Eukaryota; Metazoa; Chordata; Actinopteri; Gonorynchiformes; Chanidae. Gene Ontology annotation, molecular function: metal ion binding; methylthioribulose 1-phosphate dehydratase activity. Gene Ontology annotation, cellular component: cytoplasm. The transcript has 8 exons. Bases 62 to 814 code for a protein of 250 amino acids.
CAUAAAUCUAGUCAACUAAUACUGCUAAGGGACCUAAAGGACUUUGUUUGAGAUCGUGACAAUGUCAUCUGUGUGCGACUCAGGCAAAGAAGAGUUUAACGGUGACCAUGCAGACUCGGCUCAUACUUUGAAAUGCAGUGAGGAUAAGGAACAUCCGCGACUCCUGAUCCCGGAACUCUGCAGACUGUUCUAUCAACUUGGCUGGGUGACAGGAACAGGGGGAGGAAUUAGCCUUCGGCAUGGUGAUCACAUCUAUAUUGCACCCUCAGGAGUACAGAAGGAGAGAAUACAGCCCGAGGACAUGUUUGUGUGUGAUAUAGAGGAGAGGGACAUUAGCUGUCCACCCCCAUAUAAGAAACUGAAGAAAAGUCAGUGUACUCCGCUGUUCAUGAACGCCUACACCAUGAGAGGGGCUCAGGCAGUCAUCCAUACGCACUCAAAGGCAGCUGUGAUGGCAACGCUCCUAUUUCCCGGCAAAGAAUUUCGCAUCACCCACCAAGAGAUGAUUAAAGGCAUCCGUAAGGGAAACACAGGCACAAACUACAGAUAUGACGACAUGCUUGUGGUUCCCAUCAUUGAGAACACCCCAGAGGAGAAGGACCUGAAGGAACGCAUGGCUCGAGCCAUGGAGCAGUAUCCAGAAUCCUGUGCGGUCCUCGUCCGUCGUCAUGGCGUUUAUGUGUGGGGCGAUUCAUGGGAAAAGGCGAAAACAAUGUGUGAGUGUUAUGAUUACCUGUUUGACAUAGCCGUUCAGAUGAAAACUGUUGGCCUGGAUCCAUCCGCACUACCGACAGAGCAGAAGGGAAUUCUCUGACAUUAAACAGCACUCUCAUUGUGAGUGGCUUUUGAGAAACACUUUAAGAUCAAUCUGCAGAGCUUUCGUCCCUACUUUGAGCGUCCAGAAUCCUGCUGUUCUUUGAAAUGAAGUGUUUUGCAAGUCUGAGUCAAACAAGCUACCAGAUUUAAGAUUGCUUAAAUAAGAAGAACAGAAGAUCAAAGUCAGUGUUUUCUUUUUCUAAUCCGCUGAACAUGUUACCUUUUCGAAAGUGUUUUAUCUUUUUUUUUAUCUUGAAGUUUCUCUCAUAGUUCCACAGGUCUUUGAAACAUUAAACUUAAAUAUCAACAGCAAUGAUUUUCUUAUAAGAGAACAAGGCUUAUACAAAGUUUUCUGAUUCCAGUUUUGAAUGACAAGGCAGAUUUUAUUAUUGUCCCCUGACCAUGCAUUGUAAUGCAGCACUUCCUCAAAGCAGAGAGAAUGGAAAUGUAUGACAGUGAGUCCAGUGCAGAACAGUAGAAGUGAGUUGUUUAGGGAAACUUUCAAUAUUUAAAUAAGGUGAUCUGAGGUAAAGACACUGAGCACAGAACACACACACACACACACAAAGAGCCAACAAAUAGUAGAUAAGGGAAGGAGGACAGCUUUGAGGUCAAAAGAAAUUAUACUAAAAAUAAAAAUAAAUGUUUUUUCUCUGUUCUGAUGUUGUCAGUAAAGGAAUUCUGUUUUAGAACAGGUGUAAUGCUUUUCCUUUACUGUGUAUGAAUCUCCUGCUACACCUCCGUACCACAGACAGCACUGCCUAACUGUUUUUCUUUCCUGUUACACUUCAAAAUGGGACGUUAUUUUUCAUUUAGAAACUUCCUUGAAAGACAAUCUUGCUAUUUCCUCCAGGUGUGUUUAAUUUGUUUUGGCUUUCCAAGUAACUUACUGUGCCAGUCUCUCAAAUAUUGCAGAGCAUAAGCAGGUUAUGUUUAAUUAUGGGCUAAUCAGAUCAUGACUGACCGAAAAGUCCACUUUAUGGAACCCACCCUGAUUAAGAGUUUCGUUAAUCACUGCCCGUUAUAUUCAUCAGCCUUCGCGGAGUUAAUACAGAUAUGGAGGAGCACAUACUGACUUAUACAGUAUUUACUGUGGCAUGCAAUCUGUGCUUUAAAUUCUGCAUAUUUAUCAAAUGUAUAAUUUUCAGGAAAGUGAAUUGUCUUUUACAUAUGAGAUGGAAUAUGGACAUGGUAUAUAAUUUUUUUUGUAGUUGUAACCAACAUGACCUCUAGGGGCAGUAGAGCACUACUUUGGUCCAUUGUUGUAAUAUCCAUCAUUGUAAUAUUAUCUACCUUACAUCAAUUUGACUUUACUGGAGCCAUCUCAUAAAACAUUUAGCAAAACUCCAUUUAAACUCUUCAUAAUAUUCAUCUUAAUUUUAAAAGAUUUGUCAAAAGUGAAGUUUGAAAUUUCAGCCACAGAGGGGCAGUGUUGCACCACAACUCAUUGUAUGGUAACAUUUCCCUUUCAAAUACUGAAC